Electrophorus electricus (electric eel) is the source of this 1433-nucleotide messenger RNA. RefSeq names its product ring finger protein 4 (gene rnf4). Gene Ontology annotation, biological process: positive regulation of transcription by RNA polymerase II. NCBI's taxonomy places the organism in Eukaryota, Metazoa, Chordata, Actinopteri, Gymnotiformes, Gymnotidae. Gene Ontology annotation, molecular function: zinc ion binding; transcription factor binding. The record is from RefSeq and is a predicted model, not a curated record.
CGUUAUUUCGCUGUUAUUGCGUGUUACUGUUUUUUUUCCCUCAUUUCAAACAAGCUGACUGGUCGAGUGUUAAGAUUGGGUGCCUACACGGUCAUAUUGGAGAUUGAGAAGCUCGCUAGUUAACUAUACCGUCAAUGUGAUAGCUUCACACUGCUUAGCACCGCACGCAACAUGAGUGGUUUGACUCAGCGGAAAAGACGAACAGGUUCACUCUCAUGUUCUCGGCGCAGCAACAAAAGGACUAGGACUCAGAUGUCUCAGACGGUCAUGGAAACCAUUGAUGUGAUGGAAAACGACAGACUAAGCAGUGAGGAGGUAGUAGACCUAACCUGUGAAGGCUCAGAGCCAGCUGUUGUUGAUCUGACCAAUAAUGAUUCUGUUGUGCUUGUAGAUGAAGGUACACAGAGCAGAGAUGGACAGGGCACAGAGAGUUAUGUGCUGAGUAGUGAUGAGGAGGAAGACACAAGUCUAAAUCUCAAUCCAUCUUUACUCUCUUCUCUACAUGCUAGCACCAGAGCCAGGUCUAAACCAGGAACGGUUAGCUGUCCUGUGUGCAUGGAUGCAUACGCAGAGAUCGUUGACAGCGGCCGGCUCAUGGUAUCCACCAAGUGUGGCCACCUGUUCUGCAGUCAGUGCAUCCGCGACUCCCUCGCCAGGGCCCACACCUGCCCAACGUGCAGGAAGAAACUCACUUACAAGCAAUAUCACCCUAUAUAUAUCUGAUGUCAAAGAAAGAUGUAUUUUCACUGACCUGUGACAAGAACAGUGCACUUUUACAACCAGUUUGUAUGUUUCUGCCAAACUUCUUAUCUAUGGCCUUUGAGGCAUCACCUGGACCUCAACGUUUCGUGACUAUAUGCCAACAAUGCGAUGAUAAAAUAAUCUGCCUGUUGGAGGGAUGGACACAGCCAGAGGAAAUCUAACUUUUGAAGGGUUCUUUUUUCACCUGGUCUAUAUGCAAGCUGCUCUUAAAUCUAGUACUCCUUCAUAAAUUUGGGGUUUAGAUGUUGAGCACUAAUAUUUAAGUAAUGUGAAUUGUUUUACUGCCCUGUUCCCCAGGAAUCUAGCAGAAAUAUAUCUCAUGGAUUCUGGAAGAAAAAGCAAGAAUGUUGCUUUGAAAUGGUGUAUGAUACUGUUGAGUCAGCCCAUGUUACUUUACUCAUGUCUACCAUUAGAAGUUAACCAGAUUCACCAUGCAAUUUGGAACUACAUUCCUUUAAGUUUGAUUCUUUAUUUUUUCAGACAGUGCUUUGAUUUGCUUUUGGUGUGUGUAAAUGUAAUCUGUUGUAAUAAAUGUGGGUGCAAUACAGUCUGUUCACUGCACCUAUUAAUUGUAAAUGUGUAUGUAUUUAAUGUAUAAAAGUUGAGCAAGGUUAGAAGACUGGCAAUACAAUGUAAAAGGGAAGUUUGUUUCAAUAAAAGAGUGAGCGCUA